AUGAAAAGCCCAGGAGGGAAUAAUCACUCUGACCCUGUGAGUGAAUUCAUUCUUCUUGGAUUCCCUUGUACCUGGGAGAUUCAGAUCCUCCUCUUCUCACUCUUCUCUGUAAUCUAUGUCCUGACGCUAACUGGAAACCUGUGCAUUAUCUGUACAGUGUGGUGGGACCACCAUCUCCACACACCCAUGUACAUCCUGCUAGCCAAUUUUUCAUUCCUGGAGAUCUGGUAUGUCACUUCUACUGUCCCCAAUAUGCUAGCCAAUUUUCUAUCUGAGACCAGAACCAUCUCCUUCUCUGGCUGCUUCCUCCAGUUUUACUUCUUCUUCUCCAUGGGCACCACUGAGGCCUUCUUCUUGUGUACCAUGGCCUUUGACAGGUACCUUGCUAUCUGCAGACCACUGCACUACCCCACUGUCAUGACAGUUCAAUGCUGCAUCAGAAUGGGAGCCGGCUGCUGGGUGUGUGGCUUCUCCUCUUUUGUCCUCCCAGUUUAUCUCAUCUCCCAGCUUCCUUUUUGUGGCCCCAAUACUAUUGAUCACUUUUUAUGUGACCCAGGACCCCUUAUGAAGUUGUCCUGUCUGCCAGCUCCUGCCACUGAGAUCAUCUGUGCCAUCUUUAACUCAGUAAUAAUUUUCUCCACUUUCCUCUUCAUUACCAGCUCCUACACCCUGGUGAUCAGAGCUGUGUUGAGGGUCCCCUCAGCAGAAGGCCGGCGCAAGGCUUUCUCCACAUGUGGCUCCCAUCUGGCCGUGGUGUCCCUGUUCUUUGGCUCCAUCAUGGUGAUGUAUGUGAGCCCAACAGCAGGCAAUCCAGCAGGGUUUCAGAAAAUUAAAAUUGUAACUUUAUUUUAUUCUGUGAUGACUCCACUUUUCAACCCCUUGAUCUACAGCCUCCAGAAUAAGGAGGUGAAGGCGGCCCUGAGAAAACUGUUUAGGAUUAUAAGAAUUGGUCAAAGACAGCCUCUGAAGAACUAG
Molecule: messenger RNA, 975 nt
Organism: Ceratotherium simum simum (southern white rhinoceros)
Lineage: Eukaryota; Metazoa; Chordata; Mammalia; Perissodactyla; Rhinocerotidae
Source: RefSeq, a predicted model, not a curated record